This is a messenger RNA of Closterium sp. Naga37s-1, 1653 nucleotides long. Lineage: Eukaryota; Viridiplantae; Streptophyta; Zygnematophyceae; Desmidiales; Closteriaceae. The record is from the annotation of a GenBank genome assembly.
AUGUCGACUCCCCGUGCCGUGGCAAUCCCGCUGCUGCUGCUUCUGGUACUCACGCUCCUGGCGCCGGCGGAUGAGCGUUCCGCCAGCGGAGGCGGCGGAGUGCGCGGGGCGGUGGCGCAGACGGACUGCCCGCUGGUGGGGCAGGGCAUCGACCCGUACUCGGCGGGGCUGGUCGACAACAAGCCGCCCGUCUACGUCUCCGUGCUCCUCAAGAAGCUCAUCGCCGUUGACGAGGUCCAGUACAGCUACAGCGCCUACUUCUCCAUCGUCACCACCUGGCGCGACCCACGAGUGAACGACACGGUGGCAAUCAACAAGGUGCUGUCGGCGAUGGGGCCGGCGCUGACGUGGAAGGCUGUGGAGGACUGCAAGCCCAACGUGACGUUCUCGGGGUUCAACAUCAGCCAGAAGGACGAGUGCCUCAAAAACACCAACCAGAACAACCUCCCGCAGAUGGACGGGUGCAAGAAGCCGUGCACUCCUGCGGGCAUCACGUGCUGCGACGCCCUCUGGAUCCCCUCGCUCACCAUCCCCAACGUCGUCCUCUACCCGCAGGACCGCUACCAAACUGAGAGCAUAUUCUUCUUUGGCGAUUACAGUAACGAUGCCAGUGCCGUCGACAGAGAGUCCAUUGUUGAGGGAACCUUCUCCUCGCCCUUCACCUUCCGAAGAUUCCCCUUUGACUCCCAGAUCCUGCGGUUGGUGGUGGCAGUGGAGGGCAGCGGCGAGUUCUACCUGGUGGGGAGCAACUCGGGGCGGCAGUCGGAGCAGGGGGGCGGGCAGCUGGGGGGAGGGGGAGGCACGUACGUGAAUGAUGAAGUCACGGGCUGGAAGAUCACCAGUGUGGCGCUCAACUGCACUCCCGCUGAGACAACUGUCAGCAGCUCCGCCACCUACCAUCCUGAGGACCCGUGGAACGCCAUACCGGACAACACGGGCAGCAGCAGUGGGGCAGUGAGCAACCAGAGCUCCACGUGCAUCUUCACCAUCCACAUCCAACGCACCAGCAGCGUCUACGUCAUUGCUGUGCUGCUGCCGGUCAUCCUGAGCGUCUAUCUCACAUUCACGGCCUUCAUAGCAAAGCCAGAGGAUCUCGAGAUUCGAUUGGGGGCGUGCCUCACGCUCUUCCUUGCACUCGUCGCCAUUCAGUUCGUCAUUGACAGCCAGUUGCCGCGCACGUCAGCGAUAACCAACUUUGGGUAUCUGAUGAUAGUGUCGUACAUUGUCAUCUGGCUGUGCACCAUGGAGACCCUCGUCGCCUUCUGCAUCGCCGAGCGCAUCGAGAAGAACGUGCAGGAGCUCGUGCAGGACACCCUGCCGCCCGCCCUCUCCUUCAAGCGCCCUGCUGGGGACAGGGCAGCAGGCGAGAAGCUGAUGGGCGGUGGGGAGGACGGGGAAGGUGUUGACAGCAACGACCCUGAAGCCAUUGCUGAAGCUGCAGCGGAGCGGAGGGCUGCUGCGGCUGAGGAGAAGCAGAAGAAGAACGUCCCGGGCCUGCUGAGAUUCCGGUUGUUUGGCUACCAUGUGAGGCAAUCCAACCCUGAAAGAGCCAAGGAAGGGAACUACCGGCUUGCAGUCAAAAUAGACAUCAUUGUUGGUUUUUUUCUCUUCACUGGCUACACCAUUACCUGGAUAGUUCUCUGCACCACUUGA